CCAUCGCUAUGACAGGAACAACGCGUCGUGAUGUGAUCGUGAUCCCAUAGGGUCAAUUCUAUUUUCACUUUGGGUAGAGGUUACGCUGCCUUACAUCUCCAUUCCCUACCUUAGCAUUCAUCCCACGGUUCACGGUUCCCGGACUUCUCUCAAUCUUGCCUCAAAAUCCAGACAACAUGACAGCCUUAUCUUCCUCGAGCCCUGGAAUACUCGCAGCCACAAAGGCGAAGUUGUUGUUGGUUCUGUCCUUGGCAGUAACGUAUGUUCCUACCGAGACGUAACGCACGUGUGAUGCUGACUACCCAUGCCCGAAAGGUGGUAUAUUGCUGGACUCGUCCCUCAUUAUACACCCCAGCUCCAAGCUUCUUUCAAGUCGAGGUUGGAAGAAGCGAGACAAAAGAUCCCGUCCAUCCAGGUCAACUGGCACCCAACCCCGGGUAAUGACGACCCGCGAACGAAUUUCAAUGGCACCAAGAUCGCAUUACUAGUCGAGCCUCGCCCAAUUCCACAUCUUGUUCCCCAGAUUCUCCACAUGAUCAAUGUGGUGCCGCCCGACUGGCGAUUCGUCUUCAUCGGUUCUAAUCAAUCCGUUGUCAGCGUUGGCCGGGCCUAUGCCACAAAACACCAGCAAUUUAUCGGCAAGCUGGACUUGAUGGUGCUCCCUGAGCCUUGGGAAAUCAACGACAAGGAGAAGGUCUAUCGAACUCUUACUGACAUACGGUUCUAUGAUGAGUUUCUACCCGGGGUUGAGUGGAUCCUCAAGUACGAGCACGAUAGCAUCAUGUGCGCAAACUCGCAAGAAAGCCUGAAUGACUGGCUGCACUGGGACUGGGCUGGAGCUCCGAGACAUGAAAACGAUCGAUUUUCCGGCAACGGUGGGCUCUCGCUCAGAAAGGUAUCGGCCAUAAGACGAAUUCUCGCUUUCCAACAACGCCUGAAUGACACCCAACCCGAGGACGAAUGGUUUGGUGGCAGAGUAUGGACUCUGCCUGGCGCCAACGUCGCGCAAGGCGAGAAGGGGCAACUUGCGGUCGAAGAUGUAUACAUCAAGAAUCCCAUCGGAUUUCAUGUCAGAGACGGUGGGGCCAACAUGGCCGACGGCGUGUGGAAAUCAUAUGCGCAACGGAAAGAGAUUUUCGAGUACUGCCCAGAACUAAGCGUCAUCAUGGACAUGAAGCUCGAAACAGAGCGGUGUUUUGGCGAUAAUAAGGAAGGCUCAAUCUCAGGUUCCAAUGCAUAGACAAGCUUGGCUAGAUGAAGCGCGGAUGGAGAAGCCACGAGUGGUCAUGAUACCCAGCAAGAGACGCUGAUGACUGAGGAAAAUCGAGGAAGCUGUGCCGUAUCCACACUUCUGAGGACGGGAAGUCGAGAGGACUAGUAUCAGAGCCUCUUGUCAGCAGUUUGUUG
This is a messenger RNA of Pseudomassariella vexata, 1407 nucleotides long. RefSeq lists its product as uncharacterized. Lineage: Eukaryota; Fungi; Ascomycota; Sordariomycetes; Amphisphaeriales; Pseudomassariaceae. The transcript has 2 exons. Bases 305 to 1240 code for a protein of 311 amino acids. The record is from RefSeq and is a predicted model, not a curated record.